UUUUAUUUAGGAUAUAACUAAGCAUACAAAAGUAUAAAAAUGAGGCGACCGGAUAGUAAUGGACGUUCAUGUAGGAAACUGGCACUGUUUACCGCUGUUCUAAUCAACACAAUUUGUGUUUCAAAAAUGAUGAAUCGCAGUGCUUUUAUGUCACUUGUAGAUAAAGGAUUUCGUUUGACACAGUCUACGUUUUAUGAAAAAGAGGUGAAGAGUAUGCUCGAUUGUGCUCAGUUAUGUUUGAUACGAUGCUCGAAGUGCAAAUCUAUUAAUUUUAAUCAUGAGAAGAAAAUAUGUCAACUGAAUAACAUGACACGAAUAAAAAGUACGGAAAAGUUUAUCAAAGAUGAACAAUUUAAAUAUCUGGAACCGGUUCAGGUUCAAUUUAUAUCGCAAGAAAGUACUACCGACCAAACACUUGGGUUUCUCCCAUUCAGCGCUACAUUCACAAAUCUUGGUGCAAAUGGUCGUAAUGGUCCUGCAUCUCUUAGUGCAUAUUAUACUGGUCAAGAUCACGAGCACAUGGUUUCAGUUCAAAAUGGUAUCCAGUCCUGGACAGUACCGUACUCUGGUACAUACCAGAUAACAGCGGUGGGUGCUGCUGGGGGGUACGGUAAUAAGGGGACAGUGGCAAGAGGUCGAGGUUCGUACAUGCAAGGGGAUUUUGACUUCGCAAAGGGCGAUGUUAUUAAGCUUCUGGUCGGUCAGGCGGGUGUGGAGAACACUGGUCAGGCAAGCUCAGGAGGGGGAGGCGGAACGUUUGUAGCCACCGCAACAAAUCAGCCAUUGCUAGUCGCAGGUGGAGGAGGGGGCAUCGAAUCUCUCGAAAACCGUUUAGCAAAUUGCGAUGCAAAUACAGGAACAACAGGAAAAAAUAAUCAAUGUUAUACCGGGUGUGCAAAUUGGGCUGGAGGGGUUGGUGGAAAUGGUGCGACAGUAGCUGAUAAUUCGAACUCCGGGGGAGGCGGAGGAGGUUUUAACAGCAAUGGUCGUAGUAGCAAACAAUUUGGUGGUACAACUGGAAAUGGCGGAGAAGGCGGGAGGGGGUUUCAACAAGGAGGCAGAGGGGGAAGAUCUUGGUACAACAAUGGAGAAGGAGGAUUUGGAGGAGGUGGAGGUGCAUACGGACAGGGAGGGGGUGCUGGAGGUGGAGGAGGGUACUCAGGAGGGGCAUCAGGGGACAAUGUUUCAAAGUCUUGUGGUGGGGGUGGGGGAUCUUAUAAUGCCGGGAGGAAUCAAGUUAACCAAGCAGGCAAUAAUAACAGUGGUCACGGUUACAUUAAGAUUGUCAGAUUAAAUUAAAGAUAUGACAUAUAUGCUGGUCCAAUCACAAUAUCAAGAUUAAAUAUCUUUUCAAAAUUUAAGCAAGAAACUUCUUAAACUUAGUAGCAUAAUACUUUUGCAUUGACAAAUAUAUGACUUCAGCGAACUUCAGAUUAUAUCAUUACGGUUUUCCGUUUCCGAGCAAACAGUGGCGUAGCCAGCCUGACGAUUUUGUCCGGUAUGUAAAUUUCGAGUUAUUAUAA
Messenger RNA from Dendronephthya gigantea, 1523 nucleotides. RefSeq lists its product as uncharacterized. Bases 40 to 1299 code for a protein of 419 amino acids. NCBI's taxonomy places the organism in Eukaryota, Metazoa, Cnidaria, Anthozoa, Malacalcyonacea, Nephtheidae. The transcript is spliced from 6 exons. The record is from RefSeq and is a predicted model, not a curated record.